GUUAGCUCACCAAAGCCUCCUUACCAGCCGUCGGACGAAGACAGAGAAGAAUAAGAUUAGCUAGAAUAAACAGCUAGCGUAGUUGGGUGUGUGUUAGGAGGUUUUGUACAGAUUUAGCAAGCCAACAAGACAUAUUCAUCAGAGAACAUUUAAUUCCUGCGAACAUACUAAAGCACACUUUAGGUUUCGAUUUCUGGUCAUCAUUCAUUUGGUGCCGUAACACUAUAGCACUACUGGCAGUCCCGAGACCCAAGAAAAUAAUGUGCUGCAGCUGAAGAUGGGUGGUAGCGGCUCCAAAUCCAAAGGAUUUUGGCCUUUUUCUGGCUCAGGUAGUACGGACGACCCAACCAAAGAUGGAAAUGAGCAGUCACUGGCGAGAGCUCGAAGUUUCCCAGGUGCAACACCUUUUGUGUUUACCAGACGAAGCUCUAUGUACUUUGAUGAAGAUGGUGACUUGGCCCAUGAGUUCUAUGAAGAGACAAUUGUGACAAAGAACGGCCGUAAAAAAGCCAAGCUGAAGAGGAUUCAAAAAAAUCUCACACCUCAGGGAAUUAUAAAGCUGGACCACCCUUGCAUCCAUGUAGAUUUCCCAGUUGUUCUCUGGGAAGCGUGAUCGUGUCUGAGGAGUGUCUCAAACUGUCCACUGUGUCAACUCCGUCCUCUGGUUUCCCCUACAACUGGAAGCCUGAACCACCUUUUAAAAUAACGAUCUCUUGAUCUGUCGAUGCUGCCUUUUUGUGGACAGGCUGAUGCGAUGUGUGCUGAGCCUCUGCAUGUGAUCAGUUAAUGGCUUUUGUGCAGUUAGACACAGAAUAGGUCACCAGUGGAGACCUACAAGGGUGCCAAGUUGGCAAAACCUACUCAGUUUACAGAUCAUGGUUUGUAUGCAUGUAAGUGUUGAAUGUGUGUGCAGACAUGGGAUGAAAUGUGACAGAGUGUGGAAUUGUUUGCUGCCGAUUGUUUUCUGGUAAACCUCCCUCAACCUCAAGGAGUUUAAGGAGGAUCUGUCACAGACCUGUUUGGAGGAGGAAAGUUUUAAAUGCACACAUUAGUGUUUAUGACACCAUCAUGACUUGCUUUAUUAUGCAUGGAACAGGAUCUACUUAUCAAUAAUAGCCUAGGAAGUUGACAAUCAGUGGCCCACAACAUCUGAAGUGGAUUAAGGUCAUAAUGUUGGAUGGACUGGCUUCAGUGAGCCACAUGUGUACACAGCAGCAGUGAGUCUAGGAGAUCCUGUCGUUUCCUUUUGCUGCUUUGACAUACUAUGUUUCACUUUUAAUUUAUAACUGUUUUUUAAUUACACUUUGAAAUGCUAAA
This is a messenger RNA of Scatophagus argus, 1317 nucleotides long. It is a transcript of the gene tusc2b, whose product is annotated as tumor suppressor 2, mitochondrial calcium regulator b. The record is from RefSeq and is a predicted model, not a curated record. The transcript is spliced from 4 exons. Bases 278 to 613 code for a protein of 111 amino acids. Gene Ontology annotation, biological process: inflammatory response; regulation of mitochondrial membrane potential. Gene Ontology annotation, cellular component: mitochondrion. Lineage: Eukaryota; Metazoa; Chordata; Actinopteri; Scatophagidae.